AUGGAUGUCCACGACAAUGACGAGACGUGGGACACCGAAAUCAACGACAAUAUCGUGGGCCGGAGUGUGAGCGACUCCUCGUCCGAGGAGCUGGAUGGGGCCCACACCAUACUACCAAUCAGGGCGCAAGAGCAGGAGGACGACGAGACGAUGGACGUCGAGUUGCCGGAAGCGUUCCCCCGCUAUGAGUACAACAUUUUUAAGGAUGGGCUGAACAAAUACCCCGCAUGGACGGUGUUUCCAAACCACCUGGCCAAAUGCCUGGGGGCAGCGGCUGCAAUUGUGAAAGCGGGCGAGGAGAUGACCAGCCCCGACGUGCAGCGGCUGAAGACGCUGUAUCAGCAACUAGCCGUGGAUGCGUUCGAGAAGUGCCUCCAGGAGCGGGCGCUCCGGGAAUGGCCAGUCACGGUCCAGGAAAAUAUCUAUGCGGCCAUAGAGCAGCUGUUGGACUUGUUGGUCGCCAAGCUGCCGCAGCUGGAGCUCGAGGGGGGUGGCGCAGAGGAGGAUCUGCACCCCCUGCUGCAGUGCCUCUCAAUGUCAUUUGAUCGGCACUGCGAGUACCACCUGAAGCACAGGUAUGACGGCGCCGAGGACUUUCUCAAGAAGAGGAAGUCGAAUGCCAGCCUGGGGAUGAACGAGGCAAGCACGAGAGCGCAGCCACUUGUGGCGUCCCCUGAGAAGACGCACAAUUAUGACUGGUUUUGCCAUGCGAGGGCAGACUACGUCACCGAGGUUAACGAGUGCACAUGUGCUGCAUGCUACCCUGGGGUGUCGCACGUGCUGCUGGCAACCCUGCUCAACCGGUUUGGGGAGAGCAAGUACGGGGACGGGUAUGCAGAGAUUCUGAAACUGCUGUGCAAAGCCGCCCAGCUGCUGCUAUCCACAAUCGAGCGGCUGCUGGAGCCCCUGGCCCUCGCCGCGGAGUUUUUCACCCAGGGCCUCCUGCAGAAGUUUGCGGAGCCCUGCCGGAACCUUCUGGAGUAUAUUGCGGAGCUGCUAGACCAUGAUCUGGACACGUUCAGCGACAAGACGAAGCAGGGGUCGUACGCGUCAGUGUCACAGAUCCUGCGCCACCUGCGGGGGGUUUUUGGGAUGCUGAUGUCGUCGGAGGCGGUGGAGCAGCUUGUGAGCCCGGUGCAGCGGAAGCUGGUGGAGCGCAUGUUGGGGUACCAGUCGUUCAACAAGCAGCUGAGCGCUGUGCGCGAGAUCAGCAAGCUGCUGAGCAGUGCCAGGGCAAGUGCACUGAAGGACGGUGCUGAGGCUGUGCACUCCACCAUAGACUGGCUGGAGAAGAAGGACGUGCUUCGCGUCAUCUUACGAAGCCAUCUGCACCACAAGCAGUAUGUUGACCAGGUGAAGAUCAUCAUGAAGUUCCUGCUGCAAGAGCGGCGACUUUCAGAGGAGCACUUGGACGCAAUCUGGGCGGCAACUGAGAAGCCAGACCAAUUCGAGGCCGUCAAGAGCAACAUCUUCGAGCUUCUGGCUGACCUGGCCUGGUCCUUCUCAGACAUGCAGCUGGACAGUCUCUUCAACCGCUUUGAGCGAAGCAAGGAUCGCCCGUCGGAUGAUGUGUUGAAGGUGCUGCAGCUCAUUAAGAAGCUGGCGCGGAGCGACACCAGGGGUGUCAUGGCGCACAAGCUCCUAGAGCUCCUCUGGAACAUGCUUCUGUCUGGGGAGGCCCAGGGCGAGAUCCUGGAGUCCAACUCCUUUGUCGAGAUCUUGCAAUACUACGACUCAGUCAAGCGUGCCGACAAGCAGGUGUACAUAAAGCGCUGCCUCUCAUCCAUCGAGAAGGGCCAGGCCGUCCUCCCCUGCCUUUCCCUGCUGACGAGUAUCUUCUUGCAAGACGACACCAACGUGGCCCUUCAGGGCCAAUCCCAGCACUCUCCUCGAGUACAGCACAUCAACGAGCUCGAGAAGCAGCACGGGAUGGUCAGCUUGGUCGCAAAGAGUCUCGAGGUGUACAUGGCACACGCUCGCUCGCUCGCCCCGGAGCUUCUUGAGGGCGCCAACGGGUCGAAGCCGGCCCCCGUGGACGGGCAGAAAACGCACGAGGAGCAGAUCAUGAGCAGGCUCAACUUCAUGUUCUUCAUAUUGAACUGGAGCCAGCACGAUCUUUCCUGGGACGUCGCGGAGCUUAUCUGGGAGUGCCUGGUGGUAAAGGGCGCGUGCAAGUCCGACGCGGAUCGAGCCAUGACCUGGCUCCACCGCCUGCUGUCCAAGGGGUCUGCUGUCCUCAUCUCCGCCGAGGCGCAGUCGAAGCUGCUGCUGCAGAAGAUGUCGCAGAUCGACCCGGCGGACCUGUCCAUGAUCGGUUAUCAGUGCUUCCAGCAGCUGUUCCAGCGCGUUAACGUGAUUGAGAAGAAGCUCGUCAUCGAGAGCGAGUGUCUGCUGACGGCCGAGCUGGACCUGAGCGGGCUCCAAAUUUUGUGGAACAUUGCGCUGCUGUCGAAAGAAGAAGCAAUUGCAACGCUGGCCAUCGACUCAUUGCGCAUGCUCUUCCUCCACCUGUCCUCGGGUCUGCAGUCCCGCACUCUCGAGAUCCGGAACUCCUUCACGAGCGAAGUCUUCCGCCGUCUGGAGGGCACUCUCGCCGCCGCCGGAGGCCCCACCUUCGUUCGGCCGCCGGACGCUGUCCAGCUCAGCGAGGCGUUCGAAACCACCGCCCCCAGCAAGGCCCCCGAGAAGAUGGACGAGGACGGCGCCAACGCCGCUGACACCAGCGCUGACGCCAGCGCUGACGCCAGCGCUGAUGUCAGCAUGACGCCAGCCGAGGCCCCCUCCACGGGGGAGGCGGGCGGGAGCGAGGCCUUGCAGGCGGAGCGGUGCCUGCGGCUGCUGCAGGUGUUCAUCGACUCGUGCGAGUCGCGGCGCAUGAAGCGGACGCCGGUGCACGGGGCCUUCUUUAAGGGCCUGCCGCUGGACCUGGAGGUGAGCCCAGUGACGCUCAUCACCACCAUCAAGAACCAGCGCGGCGUCAUCUCGUCCCACACGAACGAGUACAUUGGCAACCUGCGCAGCAGGAUUGCAGUCAAAAUGAGCCAGACCCCGGCUCGUAUCCGCCUACUCUCGCGGGGCCGGGAGCUGGUUCACGACGCGCGCUUGGCCCGCCAGGAGAACCUCGUCAUGGGCGCGCACAUCCAGGUGGCGCCGCGCAUGCAGGACGACCGGCCGCUGCCGUUUGAGGAGGAGGAGCUCCCGGGGGUGGUGCUGUCCAAGAAGGAAGAGGUGUACGAGGUGCUCUUCAAGCUGUGCGGCUCGAAUGCGGCCAAGGUGCGCGAGGGCGCACAGGAGGUGCUCCAAUUGCUACCGACGCACCCUGGCAUCCUGGCCGACCUGUACUGGAUCCUGGAGGCGAAAACGGCGGACGAAGUGCACGACCUGCUGGACCAGCUGUUCGGCGCGAAGGAACGGCUGCUCUACACGCUCCAGGUCCUCGACGGUGUGCUCCAGCCCGCCAACCGCAAGCUCGACUCCCGCGCCUUCACGAUGCGCCAGAAGCUGCUCGACUUCCGGUGCGAGAGCUACCUCACCGGCGUCUUCGGCGCCGACGCCCUCCCGACGAACCUCGACGCCGCCGCACGCAAGAGCCUCUACAUGUCCGCGCUGCGCAUCCUCCGGCAACUGCUCAUCGUUCACAAGACCACGCCCAAUAUCCCGACUGAGGAACUAGACGCGGAUGCGCGCGCAGGCGCGCUAAAGCGCGCCGAGGAGCGGGCGCGGGUACGCGCCGGGGCGCCCCGGACGCGGGAGGUGAAGCCGGCCGGAAUCAACGACGUGCCAGACCUGGUGGUAAAGAUGAUGCGGCUGACGUGGGCGAUGGCCGUCGGGCAGCCGGCGUUCGUGGCCUCGGACGCGCCGUUCGACUCGUUUCCGGCACCCCCGCCGCAGGAGCCCGAGACGGAGGAGUCGCAGUGGGCGCCGCCAGACGCCGAGGAGUUCAUUUGCAAGGACGGCCUGGACCUCCUCCAAAAGGCCAUCGCGACCAGCGAAGAGUCGUCUGCCGCCUUCUACCAAUCGCCCAACUUCGCCCGCUUCGCCGUGGACAUUGUCCUGCGCGCGCCGAACCCCUACAUCCGCCACGAGGGCGGCACCUUCCUCUACGGUUCCAUCCACGACUCCACCAACGUCGCCAAGCAGCUGCACGCAAUGAUCAACGCGCGCGCGCUCGCGGACACGCUCCCGCGCCAGAGCAAGGAGUUCUGGAACCUCUUCUGCCGGCUGCUCCUCAAGUGGCCGGACCAGGAGGUCUCGGUGCAACUGCUGAAGGAGGAACUAGUGUGGCUGCAAAACGCGCCGGCGGUAAUGGAUGAAGACGAGGACGAGGGGCUGGAGGGCCACCUGAACGUGCUGCGAACGCUGGUGAAAGCGUUCCCGCGGUACCGCCUGCUCGGUUUGCCGCUGGGGAAGCCGCAGGGGCACGCGCUGUGUGAGAAGUUGAUUAAGCAGUUCCUCUUCCCCGAGGCGGUGCUCCUUCAGGGCGACGACCUCGAAACGCCCCGGAGCGCAACCGGCGCCAGCAAGCCGCUGGAGGAGCUGGUCUUGCAGGAGGCAAAGUGUGGGACGCAAAAGUCGCGCCAGGCCGCGUUUUCGCUGCUCGAGGAGCUCGCGCACGACUACCUCCCCAACUUCCUGGUCAUCAAGGACCUGCUGCUCAGGCUGCACUUCCGGACGGAUCUGCACGACUGGGAGGCGGCCCCCAGCUACAGCCGCAAGACGGUGGGCAACUUCGUGGGCCUCAAGAACGCGGGCGCCACGUGCUACAUGAACAGCGUCUUCCAGCAGCUCUACAUGCAGCCGCAGGUGCGCAGGACCAUCCUCGCGGCCGACGAGUGCGAGGACCUGGAGCGCAAGGACUCGGUCUUCUACCAGCUGCAAGCCAUGUUCGGGGCCCUUUUGGCUAGCAGUCUGGACCACUACACCCCGCAGGGCUUUUGGGCGGCUUACCGGGACAUUGACGGCCAGCCCAUCAACCUGCGGGAGCACCAGGACGCCUUUGAGUUCUUCAACGUCCUCUUCGACCAGGUCGACGAGAAGCUCAAGGCGAAGGGCCAUAAGCCGACGCUGACCGAAAUCUUCGGGGGAACGUUUGCACAGCAGGUUAUCUGCCGAGGUUGCCCGCAUCGGAGCGAGCGGGAGGAGGCGUUCAACGCCCUCGGGGUGGAGGUCAAGGGCAAGCGGGACCUCCAGGAAGCGCUGGAGUCGUUUGUGAAGGGCGACCUGCUGGAAGCGGACAACGCGUACGACUGCGCCAUCUGCAACAAGAAAGUGGACGCGCUCAAGCGCGUGUGCGUCAAGACGCUUCCGCACGCGCUCAUCGUGCACCUCAAGCGCUUUGACUUCGACUAUGAGACCAUGCAGCGGCUCAAAGUCAAGGACCGCUUCGUAUUCCCCAUGCAUUUAGAUAUGCACCCUUAUACUGUAGAGGGCCUCGCAGCUAGCGAGAAUAACGCGUCGACGAGCGAGGACAACGACGGCGCGAGCACGGUGGUGAUGCGUCCGGACGCUUACUACCAGUACGACCUGGUGGGCGUCGUUGUACAUUCUGGGACCGCCUUCGCCGGGCACUACUAUUCGUACAUAAAGGAGCGGGAUGGGGACAAGCCGUUCGGCAACAAGGACCCCAACGCGCAUGGGUGGAUGGUGUUUGACGACAAGCGCGUGGAGCCGUACAACGUUGCGGACCUCGAGAAGGACUGCUUCGGCGGCAAGUUCGUGCCGGAGGCGUACGACAACGGCCUCAAGCCCAUGCAGGAGUUCGACCGCCCCAACAGCGCCUACAUGCUGCUGUAUGAGCGGUCCACCCCUGUGGAGGUUAGCGAGCAGUCGUCCCCUGAAGCAUCCCCAUCGACUGCCGCUGAUGGCGAUGCGGUCGCUGAGGUCGAGCCGAAGGGAGACCUGAAAAAGCAGCUGGAGGACGCGGUCAGCAAAACGUCACCGGGCUCAGCGCGGAGGGGUUCCGUGCACAUGCCACCAUCUAUACACCGGAUUGUGUGGCAGGAAAACCUACAGUCUGUUAGCGAAAGUCAUCUCCUAGACAGCGACUACUUCAGCUUCCUGCUGCAGCUGGCGACCUCUUGUCUUCAGACGUACGAGAAAAGGUUGCGUGGGGCGGAGCAGGGCCAGGAGGAAGGGGUGCAAAUCGCCAAGGCGAGCGCCGAGUUGUUCAUCGAGUUCCUCAUGCGGGUCUAUCUGCGCUCGCACAAGGACCUGCGGACAGAUCUCCGGCAGUGGAAGGCGGUGAUCAUGACGUUCCUCCAGAACAGCGCCCACUUCACGCACCACUUCCUGUUGCGCCUCCUCGACAACCAGGAGUGGCUGCGGGAGGGACUCCUCUCGUGCAACUCGGACGAGGUCCGGACGGUGAUUGGAGACUGGGUGGUGAUGGCCAUGACGGCGGCCGCGGAGUACAACAAGGGCCGCAAGGAGGACCCCAUGCGGCUGGGCCUGUUCCUCGACAUGCUUGCGCACAUCGUCAAGGACUGCGGCAGGCUCAAGGCGUACGUCAAAGAGUUGAUCGACAUCCUGACUGCGUAUGCCAAGAUUGGGACCCGCCAGAAGAUGGAGCUGUUGCAGGAGAAGCACGUCUUCCUACCGCAGCUGGCUUUCAACGCUCUCCAGGACAAGAUCACCGCUUUCAACUCGGAGGAGUGGGAGGCGCUCGUGCGGUGCUUUGCGGAGCUUCUGCCUUGCUACGACCUGACACCCAUCUGCAAGCAAGGCACCGCCACCAAAGCGGCGACGGACAAGUCGCUUGGGCAGCUGAACCCGUACAAGGCCCCCGACUCGCCGCUAGUCCCACUGACCGACCACAUGUUGGACUGGGUGAUCUACCGGGAAGAGCUCUGGCAGCUUAUGUUUGAGAAGUGCCACCAGAUGCCGGAGCUGGUGCAGCUGAUGCAGUUCUGCUCCUGGGAGAACCCCAAGUUCACCGCGCAAUUGCUCGGCCGGCUGCUCAACUUCAUUGCGGACGCGCUGAGCCGGGACUGCCACAUGAUGCCCACCAUCCUCGCGCGGAUCCUCGAGAUCAAGGACUCGUACCAGCGGACCCGGCACAUGCUGCUGUUCGACGGGGACAACAAGACUGAGUCGCUGACGGAUCAGAUUCUGGAUGGGGAGACGCAAGAAACGAAACGGCGAUGGCUCAUCCAACUCGUCCUGAGCCUGCACCGCUUGAGCCCGCUGGUCGGCCGGACGAUCCGCCAGAACCGGCUCAACGGGGAAGACGGCUGGGUGCACAUCUUGAGUUACAUGGAAUCCAGGUGGCUCCCGACCGCGAAUGAGAACCAGCGACUCCACGCAGAGCAAACGAUAGAGGGGGUGAAGGCGAUGCUUACACCGCCCACAAAGAAAGAGGUUGCUGCACGAGCAGCCUCCUGAUUGCUUGUUGGCAGAGUGAGGGGGGAUUAGACGGAGGGGUGACGGGUGAGAAAAGGCCCAUGUGAGUUGGGCUUGGCUGACUGGUAUCGUCGGACAGGUAGAACCGCCGCCGGGGUGCCGAGAACCUUCGGCGGGCGUGCCUGUCUGGAGAUUGUUUGUCCGGAUAUUUGAGUAUUCGGUUGUACAUCGAUAGGUACCAUACGUGUACAGAGAUAGCAAGCAAUAAAGCUUCGGUUACGGCCGUUUUGUUAUUCGUGCGAAGAUACUACGUAUCAAUUACCAGAUGUCAAUGUGCUCUCAGUGCAUUUGUCUACGAACGUGACCUGAAGCCAAAGAUGUCUUCGAAGUGCUAGUGACCAUCCUGUGUGACACCCAC
Klebsormidium nitens is the source of this 7756-nucleotide messenger RNA. The record is from the annotation of a GenBank genome assembly. Lineage: Eukaryota; Viridiplantae; Streptophyta; Klebsormidiophyceae; Klebsormidiales; Klebsormidiaceae.